Molecule: messenger RNA, 1425 nt
Organism: Carassius auratus (goldfish)
Lineage: Eukaryota; Metazoa; Chordata; Actinopteri; Cypriniformes; Cyprinidae
Product: dual specificity protein phosphatase 14-like
Exons: 2
Coding region: 281-790 (169 amino acids)
Biological process (GO): protein dephosphorylation
Cellular component (GO): cytoplasm
Source: RefSeq, a predicted model, not a curated record
CGUCGGGCUGCUGUAGUUUGCCAAUGGCGAACGUGAUGCGUGUUACGUACGGAUUAUUUUUAUUUUCUGAGUAAUCUUUCUAUGGUAGCAAUACCAUAUGUCUUAAGGCUACAUAAGUGCUGUACUAAAACUUUGAUAUUGUUUCGUGACGGUGCUUGUGUUCUUUAUAAUGCUGCUGCUGCAAAGUAAAGCUGCUUGUAUUAGACAAACAUGCACCAAAGCCAAAGGAAAGACUGAAUGAAAGUGUUGUCUUAGUCCUCGAAGCUCUGAGCUCACAGUGAUGAUCUCUCAGAUCAGCCCGAGUCUGUACCUGAGUGGAGUGGAGGCCGUGAAUCAGUCAGCGCUGGAGCACAGAGGCAUCACUUUGCUGGUGAACGCCUGCGCUGAAUACCCCUGUCCCGAGUAUCAGGGGGUGAAGUGCGUUUGGGUGCCGGUGGAGGACCGUCCCCACGCCCCUCUGGAGCAGCACUUUGACAGGGUUUCUGAGCAGAUCCAGCAGAACCGCUCUGGAAGCUCUCUGGUGUUCUGCUCAGCCGGGAGAAGCAGGUCUCCGUCUCUUAUCAUGGCGUAUCUCAUGCGCUUUGAGGGUCUCUCGCUGCUUCAGGCUCAUCAGCGGGUUCUGGCAGCACGGCCCUUCAUUCGACCAAACGCAGGCUUCUGGAGACAACUGCUUCAGUAUGAGAGGAAACUGACCCACAGCAACAGUAUCAGGAUGGUGUCAACCUCACAGGGCGUCCUACCGGAGGCCAUCCAGCUCACACAGGACUCCUCAUACUGCCUGGAUGUUUAAUUCUGGACACCCUGAACUGGACAUAUUUUUAUAGUGUGUGUGUGUAAAACAAAUAGCUCUGUAGUAUUUAAUUGUAAGUAAAACAUAUAUUUCAGUAUAAUACAAUGAUAACUGAGUCUGUUGUAACUUUUUUGAUGUAUAGAUUUUAACACAUAAAAUGCAAGGAUAAUCAAGUAAAUCUACAUUGCGUCAGCCCAUUAAAAGUUCAUCUUGAAAUAUUUAUUUAACAAUAUAACAUUUAUUAUUAUGUUUAAGCUAAUGAAAAUCAUUAAAGAUUUCACAUCCCAAAGACGUGAACCACAACCAGAAUUAUUUUAAAUGUAAGACUAAAACUAUAAUAAGAGGGCUCAGAUUAAAUGUAUGAACUUUCAGUCAGAGGGCAGAAGGCAUGUAGAUGAUUGUGUCCAACAAACUUUUUUUCAACAAAGAUUAAGAUUAUUCUGAUCAUUUAGAAGCCUUAGAAAUUCAUGUAUCAGGUGAGAUUUUCUGGGAUAUCGUUGUUGGUUAGUGUAACAUAUAUAUGUUUCAGAUCAUUGUAGUUCAAGCACCUCCUGUAGGCAGGUGUAUCUGUACAGUUUUGUUUUGUGACUGUAUAUGACUUUGGUUUAUUUGAUUGCUAUAAAGUGCAUGUCAAA